CUCUGCCCUCCACCGCGAUCAGGCAGUAGCUGAUUGGCUGAGGGGAGCGGCGUCCCAGCCCCCCGGCUCCGAGGCGGGAGCAGAGCCUGCCCCGGGUGGGAGGCGCACAGACGGGCUCCGGGAGCCCCUCCCGAGUCCCAGCGCCCUGCGCCCUGCGCCCUGCGCCCUGCGCCCAGCGGGAGGGCUGAGCCGGGACUCCAGGCGGGCAGGUGCGGAGGGAACAGAGGGGACCACGGCCAAGGGUAGAAGCAAGUCCUGUGGGGAGAGAGGCGCUGCUGCUCCAGCUGCUGCCUCGGCUGCCGCCGCCACCAAGCCGGCGUCCAGAGCGGGGCUGGCAGGCCGGGCGCCGCGACAAGGGGAGCGAGGGGCGCGCUCAUGGAGCACACGCACGCCCACCUCGUAGCCAACAGCUCGCUGUCCUGGUCCGCCGGCGCGGCCUGCGGUCUGGGCUUCGUGCCCGUGGUCUACUACAGCCUCUUGCUGUGCCUCGGUUUACCAGCAAACAUCCUAACAGUGAUCAUCCUCUCGCAGCUGGUGGCCAGGAGGCAGAAGUCCUCCUACAACUAUCUCUUGGCACUUGCUGCUGCUGACAUCUUGGUCCUUUUUUUCAUUGUGUUCGUGGACUUCCUGUUGGAAGAUUUCAUCCUGAACACACAGAUGCCUCAGGUGCCGGACAAGAUCAUCGAAGUGCUGGAAUUCUCAUCCAUCCACACUUCCAUUUGGAUUACUGUUCCAUUAACCAUUGACCGGUACAUCGCAGUCUGCCACCCGCUCAAGUACCACACGGUCUCCUACCCUGCCCGCACCCGGAAAGUCAUUGUCAGUGUUUACAUCACCUGCUUCCUGACCAGCAUCCCGUACUACUGGUGGCCCAACAUCUGGACCGAAGACUACAUCAGCACCUCCGUGCAUCAUGUCCUUAUCUGGAUUCACUGCUUCACUGUGUACUUGGUGCCCUGUUCCAUCUUCUUCAUCUUGAACUCGAUCAUCGUGUACAAGCUCAGGCGGAAAAGCAAUUUUCGCCUCCGUGGCUACUCCACAGGGAAAACCACCGCCAUCUUGUUUACCAUUACCUCCAUCUUUGCUACACUCUGGGCCCCUCGCAUCAUCAUGAUUCUCUACCACCUCUAUGGGGCGCCCAUCCAGAACCGCUGGCUGGUGCACAUUAUGUCCGACGUUGCCAACAUGCUGGCCCUUCUGAACACGGCCAUCAACUUCUUCCUCUAUUGCUUCAUCAGCAAGCGAUUCCGUACCAUGGCGGCCGCCACUCUCAAGGCCUUCUUCAAGUGCCAGAAGCAACCUGUGCAGUUCUACACCAACCAUAACUUUUCCAUAACAAGUAGCCCCUGGAUCUCACCAGCCAACUCACACUGUAUCAAGAUGCUGGUGUACCAGUAUGACAAAAAUGGAAAACCUAUAAAAGUGUCCCCAUGACCCCAUAGGUUUGGCACCUCGUGCCUCUGUGUAAUCCAUUUCCAGAUGGGAAUGUGGCCCAUCCCAUGGCUGAACAGCUCUCCUUGAAGAGUGCUAACCUGAUUUCCUGUCUCUGCAUACUGAGCAACCCUCCGACUGGUGGAUGAGAGAAGAUGGAAGAGAAGAAAGAAAAGCACGAAUCUUGUUGUCAUUUCUGCAUUUAUUUUCACCAAGUUACGUUGACAGCAAAAGUUCCAACCAGUCUGAAGAUGCCAUUGGAGGUUGUGUCAUUAUCCUGUGGCCUGUAAGGACACAUGGUAGAGAAAUAGUCUAUGACUUAGCCUAGGCACCAUCCACAGUCACUGGGAACUGCUCAUUUAUGUGACACACCAAGCCACAGUAGCACGUAGCUGAGCCCACACUCUUCUUCCAAGAGCUAAGCUCAUCCAUCGUUUCCCUGUGCCAUUCCCAGCAGCUAACAAAGCUGACCAAUUAGGGAGUUUUCCAAGGUGCCCUUUGCUCUAGUGAGGAUUUUGGUCUUGAAGCUGCCCUGGCACCCCUAUCUGCAGAAUGACAUUGUGGGGACAGGCCAGAGCUUCUGUGGAAAGGCUCCAAACCAACGUAACCAUCACCCUCUGACCUGGGGGCUAAGAUGCAGUCUUUCUAUUCAUUAUUAUGUGUAGAUUUUAUCUAUCUCCUCCAAAACAAAGACCCUGCCUGUGUUGGGGGGAAAGGAGGAUUUCUUGAGCCCAGAAAAACAAAAAAAUAAGCCAACUCUUGCCAUCAUUUUGAUCAUCCCUGUGUCAGCUGUAUACGAUCUCUUUACUCAAAACAGCUUCUUGUUGUGGUGCCAGCUGGGCUUCCUGGAGAAGCCUUUUACAUGUAGAGCUGCCAAUCCUUCCUCUUUGCUUGCUGAAGCCCUCACCAAAUUGUCUCGUUUGAAGUGACUUCCAGACUGGACUUAAUUUUCGAGGGUCAGGAACUGUAGCUCUCCAGUGUGAAAGGAGGCGAUCUCAGCUCUGCCCCACGGUCCAGCUUGGCAUUGCCAUUAAGCCACAAAUGCAGACACAGCUGACAUGGAAAAGGUGCCCAUGUGGUCUGCGUGUCUGCCCUUUGAUGCAAAUGGCUCCAAAGGGUGAUGCCAGUUUCCUGUGAUUCUAUUUAAUCCAGAUCCUUUGCAAAAAGAUAAUAUGAAUUCAUUUAUUUAUUCUCCCCUUGACUGUCCAAGGCAAGAACAGUUCUAGGAUGUAGUUAAUAGAGGCUUUCCUGGGAAUUACCACUUACGUGCACACACACACAUGCAUACACAGACUUGAUUUUAUUAUUAGGCUCCUAUGUACCAGUGAUGUAUUUUAAAAGGAAAACCAUGCUGGAAUUUUUCUCAUUUGAUCUUGUUUUUAAAAAAAAUUAAAAAAAAAAAAACUUCUCUUCUGGAUUCCCAGUAUUUGAAGUUGUCCCUAUUCCGGAAGAAGUCUUCCAAAAUGAUUUUAGAAUGGUAUGAUAUUUUUGGUGAUCCAACAAAAAACUGACAGUCUACCUGGAACACUUGGUUCCUUAGGCUGGAUUUUUACUGCACUUCUGUCCCUGAAUUCGGAAGACAUCCACCAUUUUUAAGGGAAUUUGCAAUAAAUAAUGGGGUAAAAAAAAAUGCCCUGAUGCCCCACAAUCCCUAAACUUCAGCCCAAUGCUGUCAGUACUCGUUCAAUAUAACUUUAGGUCAUGUUUGUCCUGAUGAUCCUAGCUCCUCCUCCUCUUAAAUGACUGCAGUAGAGUCUCAUCUUACCCAAAGAUUAGUCCUAGUCAGUGUAAAUGGCGAAAGACUGGCAGAGCCCAGGUGACCUCCACAAAGUUCUCAGGAAGGAGCCAUAUUGGAGAUCAUAUCAUAUUCUACCCCUUAAAAAACCUAACUCAGCUAAAUUUUCCUCCAGCAUUGGAAAAGUUUGCUAUUUCUUCAGUGGAGGACAAGACAGAGUUGGCUUGCAUUUAGGGACCAUAUUGUAUGACACUAAAGUAUCUCAGAACAUUAGGAUCACACUGGUGCCGCCAAACACUCCCAUUAGAGGAGGCUCAUGAAAGUUGUCUGACUGAGGGACGAGCAGAUUGGUAUCUCCCAGGUCACGCUCUCCCCAGGAAGCAUGCACAUUGAGUGAAAUGGUGGGCAGAUUUCCCCACGUCCCUUAAAUUGCAUUUCUCUGUUUCUUUUUUGCCAAGCACGUGUAGUCGAUACAUGUUCAUCAAAUGUGUGUAUAAUGCAAUUCCAUCACACCCCCUUGUGAAUAAACAUUAACCAAAGGCUACCUACACCUAAUAUAUAUAAAUAUAUAUUUAUUUUUUUAAACGCAUAGCUCUGAAAAAAGGCUAGUUUGAGCUAUCCGAGAAUGAGUCACAGUGCAAUAUUUGUGAAGAUGAAGCAAUUCCUUUUUGAGAAUGUACGUAAGAUGGAAACUACAUACGUCGAUCUCAAUGCUUUCUGCUCUACAUUUUUAGUUGUAUGUAAAAAUUAAUUACUGAUGUUUAAAAAGUAAAAACUGGGUGUGCAUUUGGAAUGUUUUCCUCAUACACUCAUUUAUUACUUCUCUUAACAAUAGAGGCUGUACCAAGUAGUAUUGCGAUCUCUUUUCCUUCUGACUAUAUUUUGUAUUUUGAAAAACGUAAUAUUUAAAAGAGGUUCAAUUCUUGAAGACAAUCCAGCAAGGUGUUGUCUUCUGAUUAAAACGCAUACAAAUGCCCUUUGGCUUAGGUUAAUACAUAUCUCCUAAACUUUAUUUCAGAUAAUCUAAGGACUUUUAAUUUAUUAUUAUUUAUAG
This is a messenger RNA of Camelus dromedarius (Arabian camel), 4220 nucleotides long. It is a transcript of the gene GPR139, whose product is annotated as G protein-coupled receptor 139. Gene Ontology annotation, cellular component: plasma membrane. Bases 376 to 1434 code for a protein of 352 amino acids. Lineage: Eukaryota; Metazoa; Chordata; Mammalia; Artiodactyla; Camelidae. Gene Ontology annotation, biological process: phospholipase C-activating G protein-coupled receptor signaling pathway. Gene Ontology annotation, molecular function: neuropeptide receptor activity. The transcript has 2 exons. The record is from RefSeq and is a predicted model, not a curated record.